AGCCAUAUCAACUUAGCAACUUCUUGCAUACAUUUUCUUUUGCUUUUCUUCUUGCAAGAUAGCUUAGUUUCUUGCAUUGAUAGAGGGGGAGAGUAAGCAAGAAAAGAAUUUCUUGCAUUGAUAGAGGAGAGUGAUAAGCAAGAAAGAACUGCGGAAAUGAAGAUGGGUGAGAAUACAGCCACAAAGAACCACUUUCCUCCUCAGGUUUUCAGUGUUAAUGUUGACAUGCCUCCUCAAGCUGGCUCCAAGUGGUAUGAUGACGAUGGCAAACUCAAGCGGACUGGAACUGUUUGGACUGCUAGUGCUCACAUAAUUACAGCUGUGAUUGGGUCUGGAGUUCUGUCUUUGGCUUGGGCUGUUGCUCAGCUUGGAUGGGUUGCUGGUCCUGCUGUUAUGUUCUUGUUCUCUUUAGUCACUUACUAUACUUCUACUCUGCUCUCCGCUUGCUACCGAACUGGUGAUCCUGUCAAUGGCAAGAGGAACUAUACUUAUAUGGACGCUGUUCGGUCCAAUCUUGGUGGUGCUAAGUUUAAGAUAUGUGGAUAUGUUCAAUACGUGAAUCUUAUUGGCGUUGCCAUUGGUUACACAAUAGCAUCAUCUAUCAGUAUGAUGGCUGUCAAGAGGUCUAAUUGUUUCCAUAAGAGUGGAGGCAAAAAUCCAUGCCAUAUGAAUGCCAAUCCUUACAUGAUUGCAUUUGGAGUUGUUGAAAUCAUCUUCUCUCAGAUUCCUGACUUUGAUCAACUAUGGUGGCUAUCCAUUGUUGCUGCAAUCAUGUCCUUUACUUACUCAACAAUUGGUCUUGGACUAGGAAUUGCUGAAGUUACAAAAAAUGGGAAAGCCAUGGGAAGUAUGACCGGUAUUAGCAUUGGAACUGUGACUGAAACACAAAAGAUAUGGAGGAGCUUCCAAGCUCUUGGUGACAUUGCUUUUGCCUACUCUUAUUCCCUUAUCCUCAUUGAAAUUCAGGACACGAUCAGAUCUCCACCAGCAGAGUCCAAAACAAUGAGGAAAGCAACUCUAAUAAGUGUAUCAGUAACAACCCUUUUCUACAUGCUAUGUGGUUGCUUUGGCUAUGCUGCCUUUGGAGACAUGUCUCCGGGAAAUCUCUUAACUGGUUUCGGUUUUUACAACCCAUAUUGGCUACUAGACAUUGCUAACGUUGCAAUAGUAGUCCACCUUGUUGGUGCAUACCAAGUCUACUGCCAACCCUUGUUCGCAUUCGUCGAAAAAGCAGCAGUACAAAGAUUCCCGGACAGUGAAUUCAUUACUAAAGAUAUUAAAAUCCCGAUUCCUGGAUGCAAACCCUACAAUCUUAACCUCUUCAGAAUGGUAUGGAGGACUGUUUUUGUGAUCUUCACAACCGUAAUUUCGAUGCUCCUUCCUUUCUUCAAUGACAUAGUUGGUCUACUUGGAGCUCUAGGAUUUUGGCCAUUAACCGUUUAUUUCCCAGUUGAGAUGUACAUAGCUCAAAAGAAGAUACCAAAGUGGAGCACAAGAUGGCUUUGCCUCCAAAUACUAAGUGCUGCUUGUCUUAUUAUCACUAUAGCUGCAGCUGCUGGCUCAAUUGCAGGAGUUAUUGUUGAUCUCAAGACAGUCAAACCAUUCCAGACUACUUACUAGAUCAGUUAGAAGUUGAACUGGUAUCACCAUUGAUGAACAUUUCAAAAACAAGGGAAUCCCAACACUAGAUUUUAGUUGUUGUUCAUGUUCAUAUGAUGCUCUUUUAUGUGGUCCUGUUAAUUCGCUAUGGUAGUUUUUUCCAUCUUCUGUUAUUCCUCUCUCAAAAAAGAAAAAUGGGACCAUGCCUGUAACAUAAGUUAAAAGAAAAGAAAAGGGAAAAAAAAUAAAGAAAAAAACAUGAGUCUCUAAUUCUGUAUCCCAAAGCGUUGUAUAAUUCUCUAAUUUUCCAAUGCAAAUUGGAAGAUUUUAUGCAUAGAUUUCUCUUAA
Molecule: messenger RNA, 1947 nt
Organism: Ricinus communis (castor bean)
Lineage: Eukaryota; Viridiplantae; Streptophyta; Magnoliopsida; Malpighiales; Euphorbiaceae
Product: amino acid permease 3
Exons: 6
Coding region: 157-1620 (487 amino acids)
Cellular component (GO): plasma membrane
Source: RefSeq, a predicted model, not a curated record